AUGGCAAUUGCCUGCCUCUUGAGAUUUGUUCGUGAUCAUCCCUCUUACCAACCUAUGGUCAUAAAUAUCUGUUUCACCAUAUUCCGUUCCCUUGUAGUUAUGUUGAGAUCCACUGGACCACUUUCUGCGACGCAGAAGCUUGGACAACCUUCUUUAUUGUUUGCUGGUGUUGUGAUGGGUGAAGGAUGCUGCUCCUCCAGCACCAGUUUAAUACUCCUGCCACAUCUGUCGUUUAGUGUGGAUGAGAUCAGAAGUUCAGAGUCAGAAUGCUUCUUUUUCUCUUUUGGUCUCGACCGCUACAUAAUCAGAAGGAAUGAUCGUUCAGAGGUCAUUUGCUCUAUUAUCGAUGACCAUCUUGAUUCAGAACAUUUCGAGCAGUUCCAUCGGAUAAUGAUUAAGAUGAGAGUUUUUCUCAGCCAUGGAGAAUGGACAAGGAUGCAUAGGUUUCUCUCUGGGAAGAGUGUUGAAGAAAUUAAGAAAGAUGUGGCUCAAGAAAGAAACCAGGAACUUGCUGACCAGAAGGCUGCUGGAGAAAGACAUGAUGCUUUUGCAAGUUCUGCUGUGACAUCAUCUUUGUAAGUUAUUUUUGUUUUUUUUCUUUAACUGCUGACUUGAAGGUGAUAAAUGUAGAAUUGCAAAAAACCUCAAGUUCCGUGGCAGUGCGUAGGUGGUUGCAUAGUCAUAUGACAUGCAUAAUCUGUUAUACAUACUUAUGUUACUAUUUGUUAAUCCUAAUCAUAGAUAGUCAACUAUAAGUGGUGUGAUGAAAAUUAUAGAGAGCAAAUUUUGCCAAUGUUGUACCUAUGUAGCUGGCAAACACAGAAAAAAAAGAAAAAACUAUAGUUUGAACUUUUGGGUAUAUUACAAACUUUUUUUUUGUGUCCUACUUCUGUAGUCCUGGAGUUCUCUUAUUAUGUACAACCUUCAUUAUAUCCCGUGUAUCUUGUAAGUCUAACAUUCACGUCACUAUUGAUAUAUUAGAUUUUCAUUAUCUCAAGUGCUAUCCGAUCUCCAACUGUAUCUUACUGUACCUCAAAACUAUAUAUGUUUGUGGAGAGAAGGGAUUGUUAUCUGUAGUUUUGGCAAUGUGGAGAUCUCACUUAGAUGUAGUUUCAUGUCAAAUGUUAUGAUUUGAUUUCUUGAAAGGAUGGUGUCAACCUGAUUGAUGAGAAUUAGUUGACUUGAAGUAACCAUAGUGUUGAUGUACAUACAUACUUAUGGUACAUACUCUGUAACAAUUUAAGUUUUUGAGUUGGUGGUUUAACAUGCUGUCUGAGAAGGGUAAAUUACAUUGACACCCCUUGUAGAUUGGUCUAAUUACAAAGACACCUCCCUCAGUUUUCUAAAAUUACAUUGACACCGCCUGUCAGGUCUUGUCCGUUAACAAAUAUAAAAAAAAAUGCGACUUUAAUAAUUAUCCUUACCAUGCAUCAUUGUUUUACUUAUAAUCCUUUCAUAUAUUUAAAUACUAAUAAAUGAGUCAUUUUCGGGUUCAACCCAUCAAACUCGAAAUUGAUAUGAUCAGCUUGUUUAUCUAAUCAUGUGAAAUUUGCUCUAUCUUCUCGUUUGUAUGUUAACACGAACAAUACGAAA
This is a messenger RNA of Ilex paraguariensis (yerba mate), 1593 nucleotides long. The record is from the annotation of a GenBank genome assembly. NCBI's taxonomy places the organism in Eukaryota, Viridiplantae, Streptophyta, Magnoliopsida, Aquifoliales, Aquifoliaceae.